Linum trigynum is the source of this 2147-nucleotide messenger RNA. The record is from the annotation of a GenBank genome assembly. Lineage: Eukaryota; Viridiplantae; Streptophyta; Magnoliopsida; Malpighiales; Linaceae.
AUCCAGCCUCCUCCCCCACCUGCCUUUUUCACUGCUCUAAAUUGUCAAUCCAUGAUGAAAACCAUAAACAAGUCAAUGGGUUUCUUUUAUGCUAUCGUCUGUAUGUUGUUUGCCUUUGCAACAGUUGCUUGCGCUGCUCUCAACUCAAUCCCCAUCUCCCGGAUGGAGUAUUAUGCGCCUCCAAGCGCCAAUCCGUGUCAUGAACCAGGCCAUCCUUGCCAUCAUCCUCCUUCAACUGAGCCGGACCAACAGCUUGAGGAUUAUCAGCCUAUUGAUCCAGUACCAAAGCCUCCUCCAGUACCAAGCCCUCCUCCUUUAGCAGAACAUCACUGAAGAUAAUAUGUGUAAUUUAUAUAUGGAGGGAGGAUUAUGCAUGUGAUUUAACUAAGAAUAAUAAUGGUCUUUCACUUUGGUUCUGAUUUGGUUUUCUGAACUUUGUGUUCAAGCCGCUCGUUUCCCUUACUAAUAACUCGUCCUUAACCUGAUUAUCUAUCUUGCUCUUCCUUUUCCGUUUGUAAUUUUAUUAUAUGCUACUGAAUAUAUUGACAAGUGUGGGUGCCUGACACGCUAAAACAUAACACCAAACUGCGACCAAGUGUAAUCGUAGUCCGGAAAUGCAGACUAGUGGCAAGUUCUAUUUGUCAACCCGGGGUCUAGAUCUACUGCCUACUCCGUGAUUAUCUAUUAUCUAGCAAACUAAGUCGAGUGAUUGUGAUUUUAAGUAAAAGCAGUAAGAAAGCAGGAAAUGGUUCAAAGUUCUUUAGCAAGGGAAGAGUCACUCGGGAAUGAGUCCCACUAGCUCCUUAUUUAAGUCAAGGUUGUAACUACCCUGGGUUAAUUAAUUGUUGAUUAAACUGCGGAAGAUCUGAUAGUAGCUUGGAAUCUAUUAAGCUGACCAAGCCCUCUCAGGCAGACUAACCGGCAGGUCACUAGCCUUCACCGGGAUAGACUGCUGAGGCAAUAAAAGAAGAACUCCGCUACUGGAAUUGGAUUCCAGUACAAAGCAGUAAAUCGAUUAACUCUCGUAUAACCAAUCUAACACUACCGAUUGAUGAAGCUCUAACAACCUAAUCAGAUUCUAUCUAUCUCAGGUUGUAACAGAAAUCAAGAAAAGAUGAUCAGGCUUCAAUUGACUCAAUGAAUCAUGCAUCAAUCGAUUAAAAUCAAUCAGUAUAUCAAUCCAAAGUCAUUACAAUCAAGAUUCCUAAUACAUGGAACCAGGGUUCUUCACACCCAAGUGAGAGAAGGUUCUACUCCAUAGAGAGAGAGAGAUGAAAACAUAAAUCAGAGCAGUCAUACUCAUAAAGAUGGGGAUAAUCUGGAGAGAGAGAUGAAAACAUAAAUCAGAGCAGUCAUACUCAUAAAGAUGGGGAUAAUCUGCUCUGAGAUGUUGAUCUUCACUCCUGGGGAUGCAAUCUGGGCUUCAAUGGCUAGAAAUCCACUCCAAAUAGCUCCUAGGGUUUGUUCUUUGCACUUUCUCUCUCUCUCAUGCUCUGUUUUUUGCUCAAAAACUUGAUUCCCCUCCAAAAGACCCAAAAUUGGGUUAAACCCAGAAUUUCCCAACCACACGGCCGUGUGAAAAUCCCAGAUGCCUGUGUGGAGGUGAAAACGCCGCAUUUCACUUAAAUGGUCUCAUGCACGUCACACGGCCAGAACUGCACGGCCGUGUGAAAUCUCGGCCUGCCCGUGUGACAUCUCUGUGAUUUCCACACGGCCACAAGGGACCCGGUACACGGCCAGUGUGGUUUGCUCGCGCAAUAGAAUUCCACAUGGCCACGCCACACGGCCGUGUGGCUGCUAGGUCUUGCCGUGUGGUUUCCUCGGCUUCUCGCCAAACGUCCAACCUUCGUCCAAUCGACCCUGAACUCGUUCCCAAACCUCCAAUCACGUACUAGGACCUGAAAUAUCACAAACAAGAACAACCUAGCGUGAAAUCAGCCUAUGAUACGAGAAAUGAGGCUCAAACGGCAUAAGAAUGGUGGACAAAAACAUGUGUAUAUAUUAAGUCAUCAGUGUCUCCUCCCCAUAUAAGACGAUGAUCAAGCUGAUGCUCAUGUGUCCUAUUUUGUAUACUCCAUGGUGGCAAGUAUCUAACUAAUCGGGUCAAAUUGGUUUAAGAUUGGCCUGAACAAAUCGGUCUGGGAUUA